AUGGCGUCUAAGCAUCACUACACGCUGGCGGAUCAAGGAGAACCAGAAGUAGAGGUAGUAUCGGAGAGCAAUACAAACUCAACUGGAAAUGCACACGCAGAGGCUACUGUACCCCAAAAUGAAAAAGGAUUUUCCGAUGAACCUCCAGCAACCCCUUCGUCGGUCGCAUCCACGCUCGAAAAAGGCACAUCCAGCACGUCCCACUGGACCAUUGGGUGGAUGACUCCAAGCUCCAUCAUUACUUGCUUUCUCUUAGCGGCCUCUGUGGCCUCUAUGCAUCUCGGUCUCUUUCAUUGGCUGGACCAGCGUGAAGUCGAAAAGACCAUCAAGCAGCCAUACGUGACAGCGCUAUCUGUUGUAUUCGUGAAUGGGUUCCGUACCUUUCUGGCCGCCGCGUUGGGAAUGUCUUUCAUUCAGAUGCUGUGGAAGGACCUGCGCGCGCGCCCGAUGCGCAUCGGCGACAUUGACGCCUUCCUCUCAGUGCUGACGAACCCCCUCUACCUCGGAAAUGUGCAGCUCCUAACGGUGGCUCCCAUCCCGUUUAUUUGCGCCUUAAUAUGUUGGUGUAUCCCCAUCGCCAUGAUCUUCCCAGCGGGUGCCCUGACCGUCGAGUCCAAGUCGUUCCAUACCUUGGCCAACCAAUCGGUUCCGACAUUUGACCCAGCCUUCAUUGGAAAUGGCACUUUUGCUGGCAUGAUGACCGAAGCACUGUGGCAGCCCAAUUCUUACGAUGUCUAUAGUGGACCUAGUUAUAAGCUUACCCGCGUCGCAAGACAGGCCAUGAUGGCGGGGCAUUACCUUCCAGCUUCGUCUCCGUGUGCUACCGAUUGCUCCUACAGUAUUAGCAUACCGGGCCCCAGCUUCGAGUGCCGCAACUACUCCUCUCCUGAUCUCUACGACUGGGUCAACCAGACCUACCCUCAGACGAACACGAGGGGGUAUCUUUACAUCGCAUCGCAAGACAGCGCUGCUCGCACAAACCGCUCAGAAAGUUUCUUUGACUUCGGCCUGCGCUGGAAGAGGGACAAUGAAUACGACAACCUCACCUGCCGAGCAUUCGAGGCGACCUACAAUCUGCACAUCACUUACACAGGGAGCCAACAAUACGUGUCGGCGGAGGUCAAUCCAAUUCGCCAGCUAAACAGCUCGUAUAUGUACGACGAUGGUGGCGUAUCUCCUCGGACUGGGACUCUGGACUCGCAAAUCAAUGCGACCACGACGGGAGACACCGGAGGUAACGUUAUCGACAUCUUUCGUCGGGCGAAUCUGGCCGCUAUCCAGGAUUCACUGGUACUGGCACUUUCAGGAUACAUUGACAUGCUCGUCAUCCACGGUCAGCCAUCAGCCAACACUAUUAUCUCCCUGACAGACCUAUACACAGGCCCAUCAAACACACCAACCUUCAACAUUACAGGCGCUUCAAUGCAAGAUCUGUUGAAAAACAUUACAAUCUCUCUCCUGACCAUGAACCAAACAACCACCCAAGUUACCGUUACGAACAAUCUAACGGUGAACGUAUACUCCUUUAGCCGACCGGCACGCCUGAUCGCCACGUACUUUGUGUGCCUUGGAUCGGCGUUGGCGUUCAUUCUCUUUGGCGGACACGCGCUGAUCAGCAACGGUAUUUCUGCUAGCAUGACCGGCAUGUUCCAAACAUUAUGUACUACUCGAGCCAGUGCACGGCUAGACGAUCUGGCGGCUAAGGGCUGCUUGGGAGGUCGAGAGAAUGUUCCAGAUGAGUUGAGGAACCUGAAGGUCAUGUUCGGGGAAAUCCAAGGGAAGGAUGGCGUGCGCAUGGCUGGACUGGGUUCUGUGGAUGAGGUUACUCCGUUGAAGAGGGGCUCGAUAUGA
This is a messenger RNA of Aspergillus tubingensis, 1851 nucleotides long. RefSeq lists its product as uncharacterized. The coding region runs from base 1 to 1851 and encodes 616 amino acids. NCBI's taxonomy places the organism in Eukaryota, Fungi, Ascomycota, Eurotiomycetes, Eurotiales, Aspergillaceae. The transcript is spliced from 4 exons. The record is from RefSeq and is a predicted model, not a curated record.